AUGGCCGUCCUUUCAAGGCCAUCACGUCGUUCUGCUCGCAAAGAUGCCGAUCCAGAGUCGCCUGCUACCGAUAAAUCCCGUAAGGCCCCUGAGUCACGCCGAAGAAAGCGGCUCCGCAACAACACCAUCAGCCACGAAAAUGACACUUCAAGCAAGAAGUUGAAGUUUGAGCCCAAUCUGAAGGUAUCUAAGACCCUUGGUCAGGGUCGACCAGCACACAAAACCCUUCCAAUUCGCGACAGGCAACCAUAUCCCGCAGCUUUCGCGACGCAUGAUGGGAAAUCGCGAAAAUUAGACCCUGUGCUUGUACAACCACGAUUUGCCACAACACCAACACCACUUGAUCCAGACGAGCAACCCCAUAAAGGGAUCAAUCAAAACCUACCUCCCCCAGCUGCAGACCAAGUCGACAAGCGGAGUUUGCGAUCACAUGAUGGCGGCUCGCGUACAAAAAGCGAACUCGCUCCGUAUUUCAAUGAUUACGAUGAGCUAAUCAGCAUCGAGCCUAAAGACCCUGACUUGCUUACACCAGAUACCAUCCUUCACAUCUACGAUGACUCGCCUAAUUCGACCGCUGCGAAAAAGGCUGGAUCUUCGCUCGCUGAUCAGAGCAAAACGCAAUCCAUAUUUCAUGUCAAUGGCUUAUCUGCAGCACCAGGUGUUCUUCACUGGCCUGAGGAGACGUUCAGUGACUUGACGAAUGCUAAACGAAUUGAUUUCUCCGUCCUCGACGCUCGAACCAAAAGACCACUGAAGGACCCUCUUGACGAAUCCAUCUUUAUUAGAGUGCAUGCUCGAGAAGAGCGGAAAGAGAAGCAGCUGCGCAAUAUUGAGAAAGAGAGGGCAAUGCAUGAGAAGUUCCAACUCGAGCGCCUUCUGGAUGGGCUUCGAGGUCACGACUGGCUCCGAGUCAUGGGCAUCAGUGGGAUCACUGACGGAGAAAAGAAAGCCUACGAACCAAAGAGAGACCACUUGAUUGCCGAAGUCCGGGCACUGCUGGAGAAGUUCAGACUCUGGAAAGAAGAGGAGAAGCGACGGAAAGCUGCAAAAGAUGACGCAAUGGAAGACGACGAGGAUGAGGAAGACGAGGACAUUGACAGUACCCAGGAGGAGGAGGAUAGUGAACAAGAAGGAAAUGAGAUCCAGGACAGCCAAGCGGACUCUGAGUCUAUCAGCGAUGGAGACCCUCCAGACUACAGCGAUGUGGAUGCCUCGGCGGUAAGACAAUUACACUGGAAGGCUUUGGACGCCGCCAAAUCGAAAGCUUCUAAAAGGCCUCAGCCGCAAUCGCCAUCUCAAGGUACGGCAUCAAAGAAGCCGAUGAAAGAGAAGCCGUUCACAUCAUUCUAUGCGAAACCAUACAUGCGCGCAGCGGCAAUUGGCGGACAUCGAAGGUCAGGGAGGUCUAGAACUGCGUUCGGUCAUCCUAUUCCAGAGGUGGAAGAACGGGAUUUUGAGCUGCCCGAAGACAUAAUGACUGCGGAGGCUACUCUGGAGAGCGGCAGGAGGAUGAGACGGACGAAGAGAGACCACAAGGACCACCAAGGCGAGGGGUAA
Molecule: messenger RNA, 1557 nt
Organism: Bacidia gigantensis
Lineage: Eukaryota; Fungi; Ascomycota; Lecanoromycetes; Lecanorales; Ramalinaceae
Exons: 2
Coding region: 1-1557 (518 amino acids)
Cellular component (GO): SAS acetyltransferase complex
Molecular function (GO): histone acetyltransferase activity
Source: RefSeq, a predicted model, not a curated record